This is a messenger RNA of Rotaria sp. Silwood2, 1836 nucleotides long. The record is from the annotation of a GenBank genome assembly. Lineage: Eukaryota; Metazoa; Rotifera; Eurotatoria; Philodinida; Philodinidae.
AUGAAUUCAGCGUUACAGUGUUUAUCAAAUGUUCCAGUACUAACAGAAUAUUUUCUUAGUGAUGCAUAUAAAGAACAUAUAAAUCUUGAUAAUUCAUUAGGUAUGAAAGGUGAUGUUGCUAUAGCAUAUGGUAAAUUAUUACAUGAAAUGUGGUCAGGUAAUACAGAUUUUUAUGCACCAAAAUUUUUGAAACAAAGUGUUGCAAAUUAUGCACCACAAUUUAGUGGUUUUGCACAACAAGAUUCACAAGAAUUUAUGUCAUUUUUACUUGAUGGUUUACAUGAAGAUUUAAAUCUAGUCAAAGUAAAACCAUAUGUAGAAAAAAAAGAUGAUGAUGGAACAACUGAUGAUACAACAUUAGCUAAUGAACAAUGGGAAUAUUAUCGAAAACGAAAUCAAUCAAAAAUUCAAGAUAUAUUUCAUGGACAAAUAAAAUCUCUUGUAGAAUGUCUUACAUGUGGAACAAGAGCACGGACAUUUGAUCCAGUCUGUUUUCUAAUUUUACCAAUACCAGUUAAAGCAGAAAUACGAACAUUUAAAAUUGACUAUGUUCGUUUAAAUGGACAAAUUAAAACUUAUCAUAUUAAAUGUGAUGAGCAGGGUCGUGUAUGUAAUUUAGUUCAACAGUUUUGUGAUCGUUUUGAACUGAAAAAGAAAAAGAAUCAUGAAAGUGAAUCUACGAUGACUGAUGCUACAUCGAAACCAGGUGAAACGAAUCAAGAUGAAGAUAACGUUGAAGAUGAGGAUGAACAAGAAGAAGAAGAAGAAGAAGAUUUCACAAAAGCAGACGAUUAUGAUGGACAUAAACCUAAACCAGAUUAUAUUUUAGCUGUUGAAGUUUACAAUCAUAGAAUUCAUUUACAAUAUCGAGAUAAUGCUCCGUUAACAAAUAUACUUAAAUAUGAUCAAGUUGUUUUUUAUGAAGUACCUGAUUCAUUAAAAGAAGAAGAUAGUGAGAAAAUUUCAAUUCCAUGUAUAUUUCGUGAUGAUUGUUAUCAUUACAAUUUCGGUUUACCUAUUUAUAUUAGUGUACCAAGAAAUAAUUGUAAAGGAAGAGAUAUUCAAGAAGCAUUUGAGAAGACAAUCGGUAAUUUUUUUCCAUUACCACCAAUGAAUUCAUCAGAUAAACCAUUUUAUACCGCUUUAUUAGCAUUCAAUCAAGUUUAUAAUACAACAACCCAACCAUUAGAAUCACUUCUUGAUGAUCAUAUUGAUUUUAUUCAUACAAAUAGAACAGUUAUUAUUGAUGUGGCAUCAUCAAUUGUUGAAGAAUAUAAAAAACGUUCACAAAAAGAUCCUGUUUCACCAAUUACUUCUGAUGGUUCAGGACGUAGGCAACAAAAACGGCCAACAACAUUAUCAGAUUGUUUUAAAUAUUUUACCAAAAAAGAAGUAUUAUCCGAUGACGAUCUAUGGAAAUGUCCAAAAUGUAAUGAAUUGAAAAAAGCUACAAAAAAAUUUGAUAUAUGGAUUUUACCGAAAGUUUUAAUUGUACAAUUAAAGCGUUUUAAUUAUACGCGUUAUUUUCGUGAUAAAAUUGAUUUAUUUGUUGAUUGUCCACUACAAGAUUUAGAUUUAUCACAAUUCGUUCUGAAUCCAGCUGAAAAAUUAAAAGCAAAAUAUGACUUAAUUGCUGUUAGUAAUCAUAUGGGAUAUUUAGGUGGUGGACAUUAUACGGCGUAUGCAAAAAAUUGUAAUGAUAAAAAAUGGCACGCAUUCAAUGAUUCAUAUGUAUCAGAAAUCUAUCAAGAUAGGAUCAUUAGUGAAGAUGCAUAUGUUCUUAUUUAUCAACAACAAGGACAAUCGUUAUCAGAAAAUGAAUGUACGAAGCAAUGA